CUCAACCAGCUCGACGACUGUGCCGCGUCGUUAGCAUUUUUGUGGGUGUAUAACCUCCUCGCCUUGUUCCGCUCCUCAGAUUCACCUCCGCAGUCGUGCGAGCGCUGCCAGUGUGCCCAGCGAUGGCCUCCUACACCGCCUACAGCGGCUACACCAAGCCGCCGCUGUCUUACGCCGCCUCGUACUACGACGGGAAGCAGCCCUACACGGCGCCCUACACGGCGCCCUACACGGCGCCCUACACGGCGCCCUACACGGCGGCCUACUCGGACUACACGGACUACAAGGACUCAGUGUACGAGGAGAAGGAGAUCAUCGAGAAGCGGAAGCGCAAGUACGCCAUUUGCUGCGAGGUGGUGGCCCUGAUCAUCGGCUUCAUCGGACUCAUCGGCGUAGCGGCGGUGACGGGACUGCCCAUGUGGAGGGUGACGGCCUUCAUCGAGGAGAACAUCAUCGUGAUGGAGACGCGCUGGGAGGGCUUGUGGAUGAACUGCUACAGGCAAGCCAACAUCAGGAUGCAGUGCAAGGUGUACGACUCGCUGCUCUUCCUGCCGCCCGACCUGCAGGCGGCCCGCGGCCUCAUGUGCGCCUCGGUCGCCAUCACCUGCUUCGCCCUCAUCACCUCGGCCGUGGGCAUGAAGUGCACCAAGGUGGUGGACCACCGCGCCCGCACCAAGCACAUCGUCCUGGUGGCCGGCGGGUCCCUCUUCCUGCUGGCCUGCAUCACCACGCUGAUCCCCGUGUCAUGGACGGGCCACAGGAUCAUCCAGGAGUUCUACAACCCGUUGCUGAUCGACGCCCAGCGGCGGGAGCUCGGCGAGGCGCUCUACAUCGGCUGGGUGACUUCGGCCUUGCUCUUCGCCGCCGGGGUGAUCCUGCUGUGUCGCCACGCCCCGCGCACCCAGGAGCCCGAACAGAGGGUCAUAUACAACCCCGCCUCGUACCCCUACCAACCCGGAUCCGCGUACCAGCCGCCGACCAACUACCAGCCCGCGUACACCUACCAGCCUGCCUACUCCACACCCCCGCCGGGGUCUGUAGCCUACACGCCAGUCCAGUACUAGUGAAGGAAACGGCAGAGAGACCGUGAUUAUUUUAUUUUUGCUUGCCGAAAUAGGUGGCA
Molecule: messenger RNA, 1123 nt
Organism: Phyllopteryx taeniolatus (common seadragon)
Lineage: Eukaryota; Metazoa; Chordata; Actinopteri; Syngnathiformes; Syngnathidae
Product: claudin-8-like
Exons: 1
Coding region: 123-1064 (313 amino acids)
Biological process (GO): bicellular tight junction assembly; cell adhesion
Cellular component (GO): bicellular tight junction; plasma membrane
Molecular function (GO): structural molecule activity
Source: RefSeq, a predicted model, not a curated record